AUGACACUCGAAAGCGAGAUCAACUCGCUUCUACAAGAUGCAACCGAAGCCAAGCGUGUCCCCGGCAUAGCAGCCAUUGCACUGGACAAGCAGGGCAACGUGCUGUACAAAGGCGCAUAUGGCUCCGCCAGGGACAUCAACGACGCGUCCACCCCGAACAUGACAACAUCGACGCCUAUCCUCGCAUGGUCGUUGACGAAACUCGUGACUUCGAUUGCGGCGUUACAACUCCUGGAGACUGGACAGCUCUCCAGCCUCGACGACCCUGUCGAGAAAUACGUGGCUCACUUCGCGGAAAUCCAGGCCCUCGACGGCUGGACCAGUGACGGCGAGCCCAUCUGCCGUGCGCCGAGAACCAAAGUGACGGUCCGACAUCUCCUGACGCACACGUCCGGGCUAGGCUAUGAUUUCCUCAACGAGGAUGUGAAGAAGUGGUAUGCCUGGCGGGAGCGGACGCAGGGGAUCAAGCGCACAGGACGCAAGGUUGACGAUUUCAAGGCGCCGUUUACCUUCGAAGCCGGCACCAAGUGGGAGUAUGGCAUGAACACUGACUGGGUCGGACUGGUUGUCCAAGCGAUCACGGGUCUGGAUCUCGACGAUUACUUCCUGAAGAAUAUCUUCCAGCCACUCGGUCUGACUAAGACGGGCGGGGACUGGAGGGUCGGUGCUGCUGAGACGGUGAAUCAUUUCCGCGGAGCGGAUGGAUCGCUGAGCCCUAUCCCGCCACAGCCGAAGGAGGAAUCCUCGCCGGGUGACUUCCGCAGUCCUGGUGGCCAUUAUCUGGUUUCGACGGCGGAGGAGUACGCGCAGAUCCUGCUGGUGGUACUCAACGGCGGAACUCACCCAACGAGCAACGUGCAGAUCUUAAAACCCGAGACCGUGCAGGAGUAUCUCUACACAGACCAGAUACCUCAGAUCAUCGGUCCAGAAGGGUCGAAGUACGUAGGGGUCAUCAAGACCACGAUCCCAUCGAUCUCCGAUAGCGGCGAACUGCUCCCUGGUGUGCGCAAAGGCUGGACGGCGGGAUUGAUGUACAACAUUGACGACAACCCUGGUGGGCGGAAAGCAGGCAGUGGUGCUUGGGCCGGCCUCAGCAAUCACUACUACUGGGUAGACCCGGCAAGUGGUAAGCUCGGUCUCGUCAUGACGAGCAUCUUCCCAUUCAUGGAUAAAGAGGUACUCAAUCUCUUUGAUCGAUUUGAGAAGGUCGUUUACAAGUCUUGA
Exophiala bonariae is the source of this 1224-nucleotide messenger RNA. RefSeq lists its product as uncharacterized. NCBI's taxonomy places the organism in Eukaryota, Fungi, Ascomycota, Eurotiomycetes, Chaetothyriales, Herpotrichiellaceae. The record is from RefSeq and is a predicted model, not a curated record. The transcript has a single exon. Bases 1 to 1224 code for a protein of 407 amino acids.